CCACCCCUGAGCACUCCAGCCAGAUCUGAAGCCGGCCCAGCAAUGACAGGAAAAGCUACCUCGGAAGCCCCUGCCUCCGUCCCAGAGGAGACAGUGUCUGAGUCCGCCAAGGCACCUGCCACAGGGCCUUCUGGAGAAGUGGCAGCCUCAGAGUCCACCAGGGAAGAGCAUGUGCAGGAGCCCCAGGAGGCUGCCUCUCAGGCACCUGCCCUCACACCCACCACAGCCCCUGCAGUCCCUACAGCUCCCGAAGCUUCUGCAGCCACUAAGCCUGCACCUGCAAGUGAAGAUGUCCCCAGCUCCCCGCUGCUACUGACCAUCAUGGAUGUGAGCCACAACUCUGUGACUGUGAGCUGGGAGCCCCCAGAGAGGCUGGGGCGGCUGGGGCUGCAGGGCUACGUGGUGGAGCUCUGUCGGGAGGGAGCCUCAGAGUGGGUGCCUGUGAACCCCCGGCCCAUGAUGGUGACCCAGCAGACUGUACGGAACCUGGCUCUGGGAGACAAGUUCCUCCUGCGAGUGGCCGCGGUCAGCUCCGCGGGGGCCAGCCUGCCUGCCGAGCUGGACCAGCCCAUCCAUAUCCAAGAGAUCAUCGAAGCCCCCAAGAUCCGUGUCCCCCGCCACCUUCGUCAGACCUACAUCCGCCGGGUGGGGGAGUCCAUCAACCUGCAAAUCCCCUUCCAGGGGAAGCCCAAGCCUCAAGCCUCAUGGACCCACAACGGCCAGGCCCUGGACAGCCAGCGAGUGAGUGUGCGCAGCGGGGACGAGGACUCCAUCCUCUUCAUCCGCUCAGCCCAGCGCUCUGACUCAGGCUGCUAUGAGCUCACCUUACAGCUGGAAGGCCUGGAGGCCAAGGCCACGAUUGAUAUCCUGGUGAUCGAGAAGCCCGGACCCCCAAAAAGCAUCCGGGUACUGGAUGUCUGGGGGUGCAAUGCUGCCCUUGAGUGGACUCCACCCCAGGACACAGGCAACACAGAGCUCCUGGGCUACACGGUGCAGAAGGCAGACAAAAAGACAGGGCAAUGGUUCACAGUGCUGGAGCGCUAUCACCCGACCACCUGCACCAUCUCUGACCUCAUCAUUGGCAACUCGUACUCCUUCCGGGUCUUCUCAGAAAACCUGUGCGGCCUCAGUGACUCAGGCGCCACCACCAAGGAGCUUGCACACAUCCGGAAGGCAGAUAUCACGGCCAAAUCUCAAGGGUUUAUUGAGCGAGACUUCUCGGAAGCACCCUCAUUCACCCAGCCCCUGGCUGACCAUACCUCCACCCCUGGCUACAGCACCCAGCUGUUCUGCAGCGUCCGGGCAUCACCCAAGCCCAAGAUCAUUUGGAUGAAAAACAACAUGGACAUCAAAGGCAACCCCAAGUACCGAGCCCUUUCUGAGCAAGGGAUCUGCACCCUGGAGAUCCGGAAACCCAGCCCCUUUGACUCUGGAGUCUACACCUGCAAGGCCGUGAAUGUGCUGGGGGAGGCUUCUGUGGAUUGCCGGCUGGAGGUCAAAGAUGACGAAGUCUUGGACCUGGGAGUGGGCCCAGCAGGCCCCGGGCCAGGGCUCCUGGCACAAGGUGCCCAGAAGGUACAGAGGUCAGGCUGCCCUGCCGAGCUGUGUGCCAGUGAAAAGCACCCUAAUAAAGAGCAGUGUUGCAGCGGCCCAGGGGCCUCUGCGGCAGUGAGCGUCAUUGUGCAGGGGAGGCGCUGCGUCGCUACAGGGGUGGCACUGAAUAUGCCACUUUGA
Molecule: messenger RNA, 1734 nt
Organism: Fukomys damarensis (Damara mole-rat)
Lineage: Eukaryota; Metazoa; Chordata; Mammalia; Rodentia; Bathyergidae
Gene: Mybph
Product: myosin binding protein H
Exons: 10
Coding region: 43-1734 (563 amino acids)
Molecular function (GO): protein binding
Source: RefSeq, a predicted model, not a curated record